CAAGGCAGGUGUAGGUGCUCACAUACAGUUUUGUAUUGACGAGGGACAGCACUUGAAAGAUGAAGGUUCUGGUUGUUCUUGCCUGCGUUCUGGUUGCUGCCAGCGCUGUCAAGCUGUGCCAAAAGCAAUGUUCGGAUGAGCUUCUUAAGGUCCAGAACAUGGUCAACAGACCACUGGGACUGGAAGCACCAAAAUGUAACGAUGAUGGCACUUUCGCCGCCAAACAGGUCCGCGGAUCUAUGAGCUACUGCGUAGACGCAUGUGGCGACAUGUUGAAUUACGAUAUGAGACACAGAUGGGAAGACCAUGACUGCCAAUGUGCACGUGACUUGGAUGACUACCAACAGCUGGGAAUCGUCGGCAAGAUGUAUAACUGUGACAAAUACGGUAACUACGACAAGAUCCAGUGCUCUGGCUCAGUUUGCUUCUGCGCAGACAGAACCGGAAAGAUGCUGCAGGCCACACAGCCAGUGGGAAUCUGGGAGCAACACAAGCUCAACUGUUAACUUUUUUUAAUUGGAGUUUGAUCCGAAGACGCGAUUGACAUAAACUGUAGCCGGUCGAAAGGUGGAAAUGGUAUCAAAGACUGAAUAAAUCUAAAACAAUUUUUUUUCUGUCAAA
Messenger RNA from Lingula anatina, 621 nucleotides. RefSeq lists its product as uncharacterized. NCBI's taxonomy places the organism in Eukaryota, Metazoa, Brachiopoda, Lingulata, Lingulida, Lingulidae. The record is from RefSeq and is a predicted model, not a curated record.